This is a messenger RNA of Leptidea sinapis, 1054 nucleotides long. RefSeq lists its product as uncharacterized. The coding region runs from base 1 to 936 and encodes 311 amino acids. The record is from RefSeq and is a predicted model, not a curated record. NCBI's taxonomy places the organism in Eukaryota, Metazoa, Arthropoda, Insecta, Lepidoptera, Pieridae. The transcript has 2 exons.
AUGUCCGGUAAUUGGAAUAACGAUGAUGUUUACAAACUGAUUGAAAUGUUUCAAGCAAGAGAAGUACUAUGGAACACGAUGUCAGAGAGCUACAAAGACCGAAAUAAAAAACACGAUGCUUGGAUGGAAAUUGCCAGUGAAUUUAAUAUGGAUAAAAAAGUAAUUGAAAAAAAGAUUCGAUCACUCGUAGGUCAAUUUAACCGAGAAUGUAAAUCUAAUAAAUCUGGUGCAGGAGCUAAUGAGUCAAGUAAAUGGUUUGCAUUUAAAAAACUCAUGUUCCUUAAAGGCAAAAAUAUUCCAAGUUUAACUGUCGAUGGAGGGUUGCAGGGUAACGAAGAAAACAGAAUUGCUUCAGAAAACACUCUCAGUUUGAACGAAACAGGAAAUACUGUCACUGAUGAAACUACGGGCACGCCUUUCGCCACCCCAAAACCAUUUCGGAAAAGAAGACGGCCUGAAGUAGAACAAGAUCCAACACAACAAGAAGCUGUAAAUAUUUUACAAAGAAUGUACGAAUCUAGAAAAAGCAGGGAUGAAAAUGACGCAUUUGGAGAGUAUGUCUCGAUGAAACUGAAACAAAUAAAAAACAGUCAUGCUAAGAAUACUGCUCAACAUCACAUUAACAAUAUUUUGUACAAUGCGACAAUGGGACAAUAUGAUUUUCCAACAACCUUUACAGACCCAACCGCUAGUAGUUCCUGGGGAUACAACUCUGAACCAAAUCUAUCCACUUUUUCGGAAAAUAAUGCUGACUGUAGCUCGAGAGGAUACUACACCGCACCGAGUCCCUCGGCUUCAUUUGAAACCAGUUCUUCGGAUAACUCCAGGACACAUACUCGUACCAGCGCAAGAACACAGAGUCCGUCUAAUUUAUCGGAAUCAAGCCAAGAUUCGACCCAAUCAUUAAACGAUUUGUUGGAAUCAAUCAAAAAUUAAAAAAUACAUGUUUGGUUUGUUAAGUAUUAAAAAAAUUAUUAGUAAGGUAAGAUAGGUACCUACCUAAAGUAUGAUUAGAUUAGAUCAUAUUAAAAGUAAAUAAAAAAAUAAUUAAAAA